Aspergillus pseudoviridinutans is the source of this 540-nucleotide messenger RNA. RefSeq lists its product as uncharacterized. The transcript has a single exon. The record is from RefSeq and is a predicted model, not a curated record. The coding region runs from base 1 to 540 and encodes 179 amino acids. Lineage: Eukaryota; Fungi; Ascomycota; Eurotiomycetes; Eurotiales; Aspergillaceae.
AUGCUCUUCUCUCGAGUAACCUUUGCCUGGGCAAACAUGUUCUGCUUCACAAAAUUUACGAAAGCCUCCUCAUCCGCAUCAGGUGGCGCACAAUCGACAGCUUACCAGGCUACCAGUGAAAUUAUUUCAAAAUACGCCAGCAUCUCGCCGAUGACUCCAUCAAACCCUGGAAAGAUGGAAGAUACCGCGCCGUCUAAGCCCAGCUUAGCAGAUCUACACGCAGGACAACCAAUCCUGGAUGUUGUCGCAGCCGAGGUGCACUUUGGGAUAUCUUUCUUCAGAGACUACUGCGGCAUUUUAAUCAAAGGGGGUCAGAUCCAUAUGGUGUUUACAGCUCGGUUUCGGGAGACCCCCGAAAAGAUCCGUCUCAUAUCUUGCCCACAACUGAUUCACGCGCCUAAUUUGACCCCUGAAGGCCGAGAGUUGCUUCAAAGCAAACUCGAUGCUGUUCUGGGCCGUAUAACAAAAGAGGAGUGGGUCAGACUCAAGAAUCGCUACAACAUUAUCAGAAAGGAGUGGCUUAUUGUUUCUGAUGCCUAG